This is a messenger RNA of Zeugodacus cucurbitae (melon fly), 1760 nucleotides long. It is a transcript of the gene CCAP, whose product is annotated as cardioactive peptide. The record is from RefSeq and is a predicted model, not a curated record. The transcript has 4 exons. Lineage: Eukaryota; Metazoa; Arthropoda; Insecta; Diptera; Tephritidae. Bases 1204 to 1638 code for a protein of 144 amino acids.
AGUUUUUUUACUUUAAGGGAUAGGGAGUUAUAAUGAAAUCACUACAAACAGUAGGUUAACCCAUUAACGAAAAAAUCCAAAAGGUUUAAAUAUCGAUUUGAAAUUAAAUGCGACUGUUUUAUUUAGGUUGUUUUUUUAAAGUGAUCUAGUAAUGGCACAUAAUUAUUUUAGCUAAAAUUAACAAUAUAUGAUGUAAUAUGAGGAAACUGCCUUUAGAACUCAGAGGACUAUAAAGUAAAAUUUGAUGUCGGUGAAUAUCUUUCGAAAUGAAGCGCAUAAAUAUACAAGUUUUAGCUCUGAUUUUCUCUUCGUUGCAAAAGAAAAAGUAGCGAAGAAUCUGGCUUUGGUUUUGUGUGGAAUUCGCUAAGAAAAUUGUUUUGGCGGAGUUCUGCAGUGAUGACAACCCAAAUAUGCUGAACUGCCAACGCUGCUGCUUUCAAGAUACCAAUUUCCCUUUUCAUACCAUUCGACAUAACUUCAAUACUGAAACAUCUGUUGCAGUUCAAAAUUAAUACCAUUUUUUAUUAUUAUUGAGUGGUUUUGAUUCUAUUCAUAUUUAUUUAAUGCUGGUACAAAAACAUUUUAGUAAAUCACUUAAAAAAUUACUUUAAACACACAUUGUGUGGUAGUUAGUUCACAAGUGUUAACCGCAGUUUAAAUUGCCCAUUCGCAAUGUAACGAUAAUGUCCAGCGCUCGAACCGAAAAUUUAAAACAAAAAUCAAAUAAUAAUAAAAUAACAACAACAAAGUAAAUUGGUAUCAGAAAGCAAUUAUGCAUCGGGGUCCUGCUUAGCUGACCACAAAAACCGCUUUCACAGCACAGCAGUCGGUCCUGUACUGUCGUCUCCAAGUGUGCACACUUUUAUAAAUACAUACAUAUGUAUAUACUUAAGAUUUCACAAAAAUACAAACAUGUGAAAGAAUCUGCAGGCAACAUUGCUACAACAGUUGCAAUUUCCAAAGGCUCUUUGGUGGCUCGGGAAUAAUUAUAAGCUAAGCGAUCCACUUUCAUGGUCAAUUGUACGCCAAACGCUGCACCGAGCAGUUCAGUUAGUCCAGCUAAAUUUUUUGAUAUAAGGACAUAAAGAGUAUUAUUCGAAAAUUAUUUUAAAAUAUUGGCAAAGUGUAAAAACUGAAGAAGAAACUCAAGAUUAGAUAACAAUCGUACUGCAAGAAGAAUUCUUCAUAAGGAAAUUACCAAAAAUGUUAGCAUGGAAAGUGUGGACAAUGAUUUGGCUAUUGUGUCUACAUUCUACACUGCAAAGAGAAGUGGAUAAUGACAAUGAAUUGAAUCAUCAAUUGCGAGGCGUCAUCCAGUGGAAGUAUGACAAACGUCCAUUUUGCAACGCUUUUACUGGUUGUGGUAAAAAACGUUCAUCUCUUCCAUACCCUUUAUGGAAACGCACUGAGUUAGAUGAUGUCAAAGCGUAUAACAAUGACGACGACAUGUCGGAAGGGCUGAGCGAUCUCAUUGACAUAAAUGCCGAACCAGCUGUGGAGAAUGUACAAAAACAAAUUAUGUCACAAGCCAAGAUAUUUGAGGCCAUCAAGGAGGCGAGCAAAGAGAUAUUCCGACAGAAGAAUAUGCAGAAACUGCGUCAACGCGAAGCCAAUCCCGAAGCAGUUGAAGGGGUUUAGGUGAAUAACAAGAAGUCAGGCAGGGAAUUAAAGAAUAUUUGUGUAUUUGUGUGACCAUAAAAAUGUUGAUUCUUUCAAUCGAUUAGACGUAGUUUUGAAAAUACAAAUUAAUUUGACAAAAU